AUGGACACUUACACCGACCCCAAUUCCUUGAUCGCGCGCGUUGGUGGGCAAUGGGCAGGGGCGGAGCUGCAGCGAGACUUUCAAAGAGAGGUGGCCGAGCUCCUCGGACGACGAAACCGUUCCUUUCCAGGCGCCCAGCCGGUCUCGUUCGCCGCGCGGCAUAUCCAAGAGCUGAAACGGGAAGACUACUUUGUGUGCGAAAAGACGGAUGGAAUCCGAUAUUUGAUGUAUCUGACGGAAGACGCCGAACGAGACAUACACUACCUGAUCGACCGGAAGAACGACUAUUAUUACGUGCCCGGCCUCCAUUUCCCUCACCACGAAGACCCCACGUUCCACCGAUAUCACACGAACACGAUCCUGGACGGCGAGCUGGUGGAAGACAAAUACCCGGACCGGCCGUCGGAGAUCAAAUUCCUGGUUUUUGAUUGCCUGAUCUUGGACGGCACCAUGCUGAUGCAACGGCCGCUCGACAAACGCCUUGCCUACUUCAAGUCUCACGUCCUGCAGCCCUACCGACAGAUGUUCAAGCAGAACCCGGAGAUCGCGCGGCCGUUUGUGGUGGAGGACAAGGCGACCGAGUUCAGCUACGCGUUGGAGAAGAUGUUCAAGGAUGUGAUCCCCAAGGUGAAGCGACUGCAUGGCAACGACGGCUUGAUUUUCACCUGCAAGAACUCCCCUUACAAGACCGGCACGGACGACCACAUUCUUAAGUGGAAGCCGCCCUCGGAUAACACGGUGGAUUUCCUGCUGCACAUCACCUGGGCCAAGGCGGAGCCCGAGCCAGACGAUCCGGACCAGUCCCCGCAGGACGAUUAUUACGCCUUUCCCGAGUCUUUCGGCCUCUUCAUCUUCUGCGGGAACGACGGCCAGUAUGCACCGGUGGGCGAACUUCACGUGGAACCUGCCGAGUGGGAGACGUGGAAAGGCUUGAAUCGCCCACUUCAAGACUGCAUCGUCGAAUGUUUCCAAGAGGAUGUCGGCGCCAACCCACCACCACCCCAGUCCAACGGGUUCGCAAAUGGGUCCCACGGCCUAGAUCAUUCCCGACGCUGGCGAUUCCACCGGUUUCGAGACGACAAAACCGACGCCAACCAUAUCACCACUUUCCAGAGUGUCAUCGAGUCCAUCAGUGACCAUGUCACUGAGGAAGAUCUGUUGGCUCACGCAGAUGAAAUCCGAAAGGCAUGGAAGCAGCGCGAUUCGGAAACCAAGAAGAGAGAGGCUGCAAAGCGAGCUCAACCAGGUCAACCAGGCCAACCGUGGCCAAAGCAUGGUUGA
Capronia coronata CBS 617.96 is the source of this 1281-nucleotide messenger RNA. Its product is annotated as mRNA guanylyltransferase. The record is from RefSeq and is a predicted model, not a curated record. Gene Ontology annotation, biological process: 7-methylguanosine mRNA capping. Gene Ontology annotation, cellular component: mRNA capping enzyme complex. Gene Ontology annotation, molecular function: ATP binding; mRNA guanylyltransferase activity. The transcript has a single exon. The coding region runs from base 1 to 1281 and encodes 426 amino acids. Lineage: Eukaryota; Fungi; Ascomycota; Eurotiomycetes; Chaetothyriales; Herpotrichiellaceae.